GGCCCGGCCCUGGUCUAGCUGGUAUCUCACUCACCACCAAAUUUCACAAAUCCAAAUUUUCCCUACGAAAAAGGGAAUAAAAACAGGCUGUAAUGGAGCUGUGAACACUAACAUUUCACCUCUUUUCCCUCUCUUCUUUCUCCUAGCAGCAACGCCACUGUUACCGGCCGUCGCCAAAUCUCUCUGACCAUCCUGUUUCUCGCCAUAGACCAGCAACCAUGAGCUCCAUCAUUCAAAGCUUCCAAGAGAACACUUCACUCCCCGUCUCGCAAACCGAUUCCAAAGACUACCUCCCAGCAUCCUCCGGCCCAGGGCGGCUACGAAGGCGGUUCUCCGCUCUUUCCCUCAAAUUACAACCCACUUCUUCACCGGAGAAAUCCUGGACAUUCCCCAGGUCAAAAUCUUUGUCUUCAAUGGGAGAAUACGCCGGUAGCUCUAUUAAGAAAUGGUGGGACUGGGGCUGCUCUUGGAUCCUUUCCAAGAAACCCAUGUUCGCUAAAGACAUCGAGAUGAACGAAGAAGAAACCAGGAUCCUUGGGUGUCACAACAAGGGCAGCUGGAGGCAUAUGUUUUACAAAGUCAGAUCUGAGAUCAGAAAACUCGUGGGAUCUGAUCAUAAAGUUGGCCUCCCACAAACUUGCAGGUACAAUCCUCUUGAUUACCCCAAGAAUUUCGAUGACGGGAACAGUUAUACCUAUGGUUGAAUCUUGUGGAAUUUGAAUUCCACCACCUUCGAAUAAAGCUUCAUUGCUUCGGAUCAAAAGAGGCUGUGGAAUUCUGGGUUUCUUUUGUUCUUUCGUUUAAGCUUUCGUUAAUUUGUUCACAAUAUAUAAUACAAAUGUUCUGUUAUAUAAAGUGAUAUCGCUUGGCUAUUGGCUAUGGUUAUGGAGAUGCCAAUGAAUCCAUUGUAUUGGAAACUCCUAUUAGCAACGAUGAAAGGGUCGUCACUGUAAUUGUUUUUCGGGGUUCAACUGUGAAAGUAAUGUAUUUUUUCAUGUAAUGUAAAUUUUAUUUAUUUAUUUUA
This is a messenger RNA of Hibiscus syriacus, 1024 nucleotides long. RefSeq lists its product as uncharacterized. The record is from RefSeq and is a predicted model, not a curated record. Lineage: Eukaryota; Viridiplantae; Streptophyta; Magnoliopsida; Malvales; Malvaceae. Bases 219 to 704 code for a protein of 161 amino acids. The transcript has a single exon.